This is a messenger RNA of Cololabis saira (Pacific saury), 2014 nucleotides long. Its product is annotated as tensin-4-like. Gene Ontology annotation, molecular function: protein binding. The coding region runs from base 150 to 1997 and encodes 615 amino acids. NCBI's taxonomy places the organism in Eukaryota, Metazoa, Chordata, Actinopteri, Beloniformes, Belonidae. The record is from RefSeq and is a predicted model, not a curated record. The transcript is spliced from 11 exons.
AAAGGGUUGGGAUUUCAUUAAUAAAAGCCUCAGCAGAGGAGGUUUGGGAAUCAAACCCUCAGAGAAACGGAACGGUGAAGCAGAUCCGUUCUGAAGACGAGACAGAGAAGACUCCCAGAAGACGACGCCCCCCCCUUCACCCCCCCCUUAUGAUGCCUACGACUACAAGCAUGUCUCACAUGAUCCCCAGCCACGUUCUCCGGGUGGGUCAGACGGUCCGCAUGGACGCGCCGCAGCAGGACGCCGCCCGGACUCUGUCCAGGACCGGGUCCAGGACCGGGUCCAGCGGACACUGUGAGGACGAGGAACUGGACAUGUCCCUGGAAAACCUCAACCAGCUCAUCCUGGAACUGGACCCGGCGUUCCAGCCCAUCCCGCUCACCAGGAGCCCCACGUGCAGGAGCCCCGCCACAGAUUCCUUCUGCUCCGAUGACCUGGACGACGUUUCCCGCGGCGUCCUGGUUCCUCGAGGAUGCGCCCCGAGCUCGUCGCCCACGGCGACGCCGUCGGCGUCUCCCAGCAUCCCCAUCCCGACCCGCUGCAGUCCCUGCUGCAGUCCACACGGGGCGCUGGUGUUCUCCAGCUCGCCGGCGUCCUCGCUGCCGCCGCUGGGGUUCUCCGGCUCGCCGGCGUCCUCCCUCCCGCCACUGGUGUUCUCCGGCUCGCCGGCGUCCUCGCUGCCGCCGCUGCCGUCCGGCAGCGCGCCCAGGCGGAUCCCCUCCCCCAAGCAGGACUUCUCCCAGGGUUCCUUGCGGCUGUCGUGCUCCAACAGAAACAGCACCGCCUCGCUGCUCUCCAUGUCCACGUGCUCCGACACCAGCUACAUCCUCGGCAGCCUCCUGUCCCUGGCCGGGGACGACGGGGACUCCCCGGACUCGCUGCCCCCCGGCACUCCCCGCUCGGCCAAACACCUGCUGGACCUCCCGGGGAAACUCCCUUGGGGUUCUGGUUCCCCGUCCGGGUCCCAGACCGACAUCCCCCUCCUGCUCAUCAACGGGGCCCCGGAACCGGACCUGGACCUGGACCUGCACCUGCCGGAGCCGGACCUGCCGGACCUGCACCUGCCGGAGCCGGACCUGCCGAGUCCCGGGCCGCGGCCGGACCAGACCCACGGCGUCCCCCCGUCACCUCGUAGGUGCUCCGGGUUCCAGACCAGUCAGCCGUCCAUGAGGUUCGUCAUGGACACGUCCAAGUUCUGGUUCCGGCCCCACGUCAGCAGGUCCGAAGCUGAAAACCUGGUGAAGGACGAGAACGCGGGAACCUUCGUGAUCCGGGACAGCACCUCUUACCGGGGCAGCUUCGGCCUGGCCAUGAAGGUGGACCUGUCGCCUAGCAACGCCGCGGCGCCCGGUCCAGGAGAAAGCGGCUCCGACGCCAUCAGACAUUUCCUCAUCGAGUCCUCGGCCAAAGGCGUUCGCAUCCGCGGCUCGUCCCAGGAACCGUACUUUGGAAGCCUCUCUGCUCUCGUCUACCAACACACCGUGUCGGCGUACGGCCUGCCCUGCAAACUCCUGCUGCACUCACAAGAGCUGGGAGCGUCAGACGAGAGAGCCAAUGACAGGACGGCGUCCGAGGACCAAACCAGAACAGCCUGUAACUUCGUGUACCUGGACGCCGUUGCCACGGAGACGCUGACGGGCCCGUGCGCGGUGCAGCGCGCCGUGACGGCGCUGCUGGAGAAAGUUCCGGGCUCCUUCACCCCGACCGUCGUCAACCUGAAGGUGUCGCCCAAGGGCGUCACGCUCACCGACGUCAACAGGAAGCUCUUCUUCAGGCGUCAUUACCCGGCUCACCUGCUGAGCUAUGGCGGCGAGGACCCCGACGGCCGGCUGUGGUGGCGAGGCUCCUCCUUCGGCGCCAAGACCUUCGGCUUCGUGGCGAAGAGCGCCGAGGCCGGAUCGGAGAACGUGGUCCACGUGUUCGCCGAGUACGACCCGCUGCAGCCCUGCAGCCGCGUGGCGCCGCUGAUCCAGGCGGCCGCCGCCGCCAGGGCGUAGAGGCGCCGCGCCCUAGA